Trichoderma aggressivum f. europaeum is the source of this 4038-nucleotide messenger RNA. RefSeq lists its product as uncharacterized. Gene Ontology annotation, biological process: transmembrane transport. The transcript has 16 exons. Bases 1 to 4038 code for a protein of 1345 amino acids. NCBI's taxonomy places the organism in Eukaryota, Fungi, Ascomycota, Sordariomycetes, Hypocreales, Hypocreaceae. The record is from RefSeq and is a predicted model, not a curated record. Gene Ontology annotation, cellular component: membrane. Gene Ontology annotation, molecular function: ATP binding; ATP hydrolysis activity; ABC-type transporter activity.
AUGGCGUCUCGUGUUGACAUAUCCUUCUUCUUCUCACUCGUCUUGGCAACCUCACUUGCAUUCAUUGCUCUUGGUUCGUACCGGCUGUGGGCUCUGCGUCAUGAGUCGGUCAAAGUAAAGCCGAAUUGGCUCGCUGUCAUUAAACCCCUCGUAGCCUUGACUCUACCCGCGAUAUUGCUUGUUGAUUUGGCACUGAAUCUGUCAGAGGGGCAUAAAGAGCGCUUGGAAACUGCAUCGCGCAGUGCAUCCUUGAUUGCGUCCGCCCUUUUGGUUUGGCUGUCGGUGGCAGAGCACAAGCGUUCCAUUCACCCUUCUACUCUCGCGGUGCUCUAUCUACUGCUCACCUGUUCUUGGGAUGCCUUUGCGUUGACGUACCCCGGCUUCUCUGAGAUUCGAAAUGGCGGCAGAACCAAUGCGGCCUUGGUGGCAGGGUUUGCGUCUCGGCUCGCGAUAUUGACGCUCGAGUGUCGAGAAAAACAAUCCAUAUUGACCCCAAAGUAUAGCAAUCGUUCUCCAGAAGAAACCGCCGGGUUGAUUAGCUCUCUGCUUUUCUGGUGGAUGAAUGAACUGUUGAGUCGGGGCAACAGGAGCAUCUUGCGUGGUACUCAGCUGCCGCCUCUGGAGAGAGAGCUGGAGGCUGAGCGCCUUCGCCGGGAUAUCUUGCCAUCGUGGGAGAGCAGAUCAAAACCUGAAACCAUCUUGACGCUGCCGAAAGUCUUGCUGCGGUGUCUUUCAGGGCCCUUUCUUUCCGCCACUUUCCCGCGCUUAGGCCUCGUCGCUUUUAGAUGUUGCCAGCCUAUACUCAUUGAAAAGGCCGUUCGGUUUGUUCAGGGAUAUACAAAAGAAGAUGAUACUAAUGAGGGAUAUUGGUUAAUGGUGGCGGCUGUUGUCGUCUACUUGGGCCAGACGUUUUCGUCAUCGAGAUACUUUCAUCGUCUCAACAAGCUUGAACUCAUGAUUCGCGGAUGCCUCACGACGUUAAUCUACAACAAAACAUUGGCCAUCGGCUCGCACGUUUCCGACACGGGCAAAGUAUUAACCAUUAUGAGCACGGACGUCAAUGGCGCAGCUGAAGCAGGAAAGAUGUUUCACGAAGCCUGGGCUAAGCUCUUUGAGCUUGUGUUUGGCAUAAUCCUUCUGAUUCGAGAAGUCAAGUGGCUUGCUCCACUCCCUUUUAUCAUCAUCAUCUUUUGCUCUCAGAUUAGCCGUUAUGUGGCAAAAAACAUUCGUUCCAGACAAAAGGGCUGGAAUAUGGCCACUCAACGGCGGAUAUCGGCCUUGAGCUCGAUCCUCGGGUCGAUGAAAAGCGUCAAAGCUCUGGGAGUAUCAGGAGCGAUGAUGGACUAUGUUGACAAGCUGCGACAAGACGAGAUCAACAGCUCAAAGAGAGUUCGCUGGAUGAAUGCCAUUUAUAACGCGAGUGCAAAUGCUCUUGGAAUUUUUGCGCCGGCAGCCACCAUCGUGGUAUAUGCCAUUGUGGCUCGCCUUCAAGGUUCGCAACUGAGCGUCAGCACUGCGUUCACCACUGUUGCCAUCUUGGCCCUCGUAACUGAACCUGCAAACAUGAUCAUGACGAUUGUGCCCAACGCGGUUGCAACCUCGGCCAAUUUUGAGAGGAUCCAAGCCUAUCUACUCGAGUCACCUCGUACAGACAAGCGCCGUGUUCCGCCUCGACCUGCGAACGCAUUGGGAGCAGAUGUCACAGAAACUGCCGUAACUCUUAAUAGAGUAACAGUAGAAUCCGCAUCGACAAAAAAGACCCUUUUGGACGAUAUCAAUUUGGUGCUUCGUCGAGGAUCUAUAACUACGUGCUCUGGACCUGUUGGAAGCGGCACGUUCCCCGAAGGCGACGAUACCAUUGUUGGUAGUCGGGGGAUCAAUCUUUCAGGCGGACAAAGACAGAGACUGGCCAUUGCGCGUUUAGUAUACUCUCUUCACGAUAUUGUGGUAUUGGAUGAUCCGUUUAGCGCCUUAGAUGGCAACACAGAGAAUAUGGUAGUGGAUAAUUUGCUUGGACCGGAUGGAUGGUUCAAGAAGAAUAACACGGCGGUGUUUUUGGUCACAAACUCCGCCCAGCAUUUCCACGUUGCAGACGAGAUAUUGGUUCUCGAGAAAGGUCGCAUAGCAUCGCGAGGAUCAUGGGAUGCCUUGAAGUCCUCUUUAUCCGAGUUAUCCAAGUUUACAUUUACGGAAACAGCCAAGAAACCGGAAGCCGUUCUCAAGGUCACUAAAAAGGCGUCGCAGUCUAACGCGGACGCCGAGGAGGAUCUAUAUCGGAAGACGGGCGACUUCUCGCUUUAUUCAUACUAUUUCAAGGCUGCUGGUGUAUUCAACGUGGUUAUACUGCUUGGAUGUUCGGCCGGGUAUUCCUUUGGAAUGUUCUUUCCGCAGUAUCUACUCAAGUGGUGGACAGAAGGUUCCCCGGACAAGUCGACUUAUUACAUGGUUGGAUAUCUCUCGCUCGCUCUUCUUGCUUGGGUCGCAACAAAUGGCAGCACGUGGAGUACAAACAUCAUGCUAGCCCCGAGGUCUGGUGCAGUGCUACACCAAUCUCUUCUUCGGACGAUAUUUGGUGCACCGCUUUUGUUCUUUUCUACUACAGACAUUGGCGUUAUUCUCAACAGGUUCAGUCAAGACAUAUCAUAUGUGGAUAGACAACUGCCACUUGCGUUGAUAACUAUUUGUACUCAAAUCUUCAAGAUACUAGGCCAGCUUGUGCUAAUCAUCAAUAUUCAGAGAUGGCUUGCUCUCAGCCUUCCUAUCUGCGUCGCUGCCAUCUACCUCAUACAGAGACUCUACCUCAGGACCUCUCGCCAACUGCGAGUCCUCGAGCUCGAGUAUCAGUCAUCCCUCUACCAGUGGUUUUUAGAAACAGCGGAAGGUGUCGUCACGAUACGGUCUUUUGGCUGGUCUUUUGCAGCUGAACAGAAGAGUCUUGAUGCGCUGAACUGGUCUCUUCGUCCGCGCUAUGCUCUCAUGUGCGUUCAGCGGUGGCUGAGUCUCGUUCUUAACUUGAUUGUCAACGGAAUUGCGAUUGCAUUAAUUGCUCUUGCUGUGAAGUGGAGGGGGACCACGACUGGGGGAGAUAUCGGCGCAGCGCUCAACUUAAUUCUGUUCGCUAGCACGACCUUGGUGCGACUGGUGGAGUCUUGGACAUCUCUUGAGGUGGCUCUUGGCGCAAUUGCACGACUUAGGAACGUGGAGCUGUUUACUCCUCAGGAGGACCUACCUGGAGAGGAUCUUGUGACAUAUGCUGGGUGGCCAACUAAAGGAGAAGCUCAUAUUGCAGAUCUCGAUGCCGCAUAUAGCUCUGAUCAUCAAAUCUUGCACAACGUCAACAUCGAUAUUCAGGCGGGCCAGAAGCUCGUCAUUUGCGGCCGAACUGGCAGUGGGAAGAGUACAAUCCUCGCUGUUUUGCUGCGCUUGAUCGAUGGCACUGGAGUAGUCAAUGUGGACGGACAAGACCUGCUUCGCACCCCUAGGUCAAUCGUGCGACAGAAAUGUUUCAUAACCAUCACUCAAGAGCCAUUCUUGAUACCACAAGCUACCUUGCGAUUCAACCUAGACCCCCAUUCCAUCGUUUCCGAUGAAGUACUUCAGAUGGCCCUGCAAAAGGUGGGCAUCUGGUCGUCUUUUUCGAGCAGGAGUGACACAUCGGCAGAAGUACUGAACAGCGAAUUCUCCACACUGCCCGUAUUAUCCGUGGGACAGCAACAGCUGCUUGCUAUGGCUCGUGCCAUAGUCCGUAAGCAUGCUUUAGCUAAGUCGGAUUAUCCUGGUGUUGAUACGCCCAAGCCGCUUCUCCUCUUGGACGAGGCCACUUCGUCGCUUGACUCGGCUACAGAGGCGGCCAUUUACGAUGUUUUGGAGAGUGAAUUCAUACAGGCAGGAUAUACGGCCGUCAUUGUAGCUCAUCGACUUAGCGGGCUUGUGGGAAGAAUGAGACCAGAGAAGGAUAUGGUUGCUUGGGUUGCGGAUGGGAGAGUCAUAAAGGUUGGUCGGUACGAGGACAUUGCCACAUUUGCAGACUCAGAGUAG